AGCGUCCAUGGGAGAUUGAGAAGGCGAGAAGGAAGAGAGGAAUGCUUUGGUGAGCAUCAUUUCUUGAGCUUGUGAAGCUUGGCCAUGGAUAAGGAUAGGAGUUGCAGUGGCGGUCCUAUUCCAGCAUAUUCUCCUCGGUUCUUGCUCUCCCGGUGGCUCAGUCCUUCAGAAGAUGGGAGUUUGGGGUGUAGGGUUAGGUUCCCUAGGCAUGGUGGGAAGAAGAGGAGGGAGGGAAAGGGUGGAAAUAGAGAGGAGAGUGAGAGUGAUGGAUUGAGAGUGGUGGAGAGUUUGGAGGUGAAGGAAGUAGUGGAACAAUGUGGGAAAGAGACCUUUGAUUCAUCAGGGCAUGAGUCCAAGGAUGUUUCGUCUCUUAACUUAGGCAUGGGUGUUGGUCUAAUUUUCCUCCUUGUGAGGAGUACAACUGAGUUUAACAAGAUGACUGAAUUGCGGAAGGAGAUGGAAGUGCUGCUAAGAGAUGUUGAGUGUGAAAUUCAAAAGAAAGAUGCAGUGUCUACUCUUGCAGACUCAAGUAGCAUUUCUUUCUCUGUAUCAGAUUGUUCGAGGAAUAAAAAUACAAGUGGAAACUAUAGAUCUUCGCUUUGUGCUAUAAGAACACAUUGUCCUACUGAAUUUGAUGGUAGUCGGUCAAAGUGUGAGAUAAUUUCUGAAACCACACAGUACCUGAAAAUGGAUCAAAUGGAAGCAGAGCUUGAAGCUGAAUUUCAAAGACUGCGUCUCGGUCUGGAAGAUGAUAACUCAUCAGUGCUUCCACAACAUCUAGAGACACAGUUGGCCGAUGGUGGCAGCAGUCCUACUGAAAGCUUGAGUGAAAUCUUUGAUGGAGACGACGACAUUAACAACGAAGACAGCAAUGAACAAUUCGGAGUUUCUCCACAUGAACUUGAGAGAAAAUUGCAUGAGCUUUUAGAGGCACAACAGCAAGAAAGGAUAGCCGAGCUGGAGUCCGCAUUGGAACUUGCCGAGCAAAGACUUCAAGAAAAAGAAAUGGAGAUUUGUUGGUGGAGAGACACUGCAAAACUAGCUUCACAACGUAAAGAUGCAGCACUUAAUCGGUUUGCACCAUAAGAGUUUGAGGCUUAUUUUAGCUGCAUUCUUUCUAUGGUGAGCUCAAAUAGCGUGAAGAUAGAUCGAGUCCGUGAAGCAUUUAGCCACAAUUUUGCUGCAAUGAAAGGGAAGAGACGAAACUCAGAAUUGUUUCGGUUUUGCUGUGAAUUUCUUCAUGUCAAAAUUCAUUACUACUUGUGUAUUUAUUUCCUGUUGUUGUGGGUUAGCAACCAUUGAACAUGUUUUUGUUCUGUUAUUGUCUUGAUUGUCUUCAAUACAUUGCAAUGUUAUCAACUGGAAAUUGUUAGAAAAAUGCGAAUUCGAAGAGCAAGAACAAGAAUUAUCAACA
Molecule: messenger RNA, 1414 nt
Organism: Dioscorea cayenensis subsp. rotundata (Guinea yam)
Lineage: Eukaryota; Viridiplantae; Streptophyta; Magnoliopsida; Dioscoreales; Dioscoreaceae
Product: protein POLAR LOCALIZATION DURING ASYMMETRIC DIVISION AND REDISTRIBUTION-like
Exons: 3
Coding region: 85-1086 (333 amino acids)
Biological process (GO): asymmetric cell division
Source: RefSeq, a predicted model, not a curated record